Messenger RNA from Chelonus insularis, 665 nucleotides. RefSeq names its product 33kDa venom protein-like. The record is from RefSeq and is a predicted model, not a curated record. Lineage: Eukaryota; Metazoa; Arthropoda; Insecta; Hymenoptera; Braconidae. The coding region runs from base 152 to 514 and encodes 120 amino acids. The transcript has 3 exons.
UUAUGUAUAUUAUGAUAAUUUUUUAUUAUAAGAUAGAAUCCAUAUAAAAAUCAACUUUGGCAAGUAAAAAUACACAAUCAAUUUUGUUCAUCGAACUCAGUACGAAGUAAGAAAGAAACUCUUUCAAAAAAAUCUGAAAAUAUAUCAAACCAUGGCAGGAAAAGAAAUGAUCUUUAUUGCAGCUUUAUUCAUUGUUGUACAAUCCACUCCGCGUUUUUCGAGCUUUGAUGAUCUUAGCUGUCCAUCAACAUUCAGUUUAAAGACAUCAGUCAAGAAAAACGAAUGUACUAAAAAAGAAGAUUGUCAUCGUGCUAGAUACGUUUGCUGUGAAAAUCAAGAGAAAGUGAACGUAUGUGCAGAAGGAGUCUUUUCCCCAUCAAAUAAUAAUCUUGAUACAAACAAAAAAGCUACAGUUGAAUCUAAAUCUAUGAACAAUCCAGAUAAAUCAAUUCCAGUCCCAACAGAAUCUACUAACGGUGAUGAUGAUGUAGAAGAUGAUGUAGAUGAUGAUUAGUUAGCAUGCGUAUAUGCGUAUAGCAAUAAUAUUGUUGCUAAAAUAACUAGUUACAUUACAUUAAUUAUUAAAAUAGCAUUUUGAAUUAUAUAUCAAUAAUCAUUAUGGUAUGAAGUGGACAAUAAUAAAAAAACAAUUAUUCUGAAAUAUA